This is a messenger RNA of Theileria orientalis strain Shintoku, 1401 nucleotides long. RefSeq lists its product as uncharacterized. The transcript is spliced from 7 exons. Gene Ontology annotation, biological process: protein catabolic process. Lineage: Eukaryota; Apicomplexa; Aconoidasida; Piroplasmida; Theileriidae. Gene Ontology annotation, molecular function: leucyl-tRNA--protein transferase activity. Bases 1 to 1401 code for a protein of 466 amino acids. The record is from RefSeq and is a predicted model, not a curated record. Gene Ontology annotation, cellular component: cytoplasm.
AUGAUUGACGAAGAGAGGAGUUUAAUAAAAUCUUGGGAAUCCUGUAAAUGUGUAAAAAAGUCUGGCGCCCGGCUAGAAUGUAAAAGAUAUGAGAAGGAAUUGGAGCCUCUGGAGUGGUCUCUUUUAAAAAGCUUCUCAAUCCUAGAGGUAGAAAAUAGUGAGAGGUUGAAAAGGCUAAAAAAGUUCGCAGAACUAUGCAAAACCGGUAACGCCUGUUAUUCAAUCGAAGAGACAGUAGAGAAUCAAUUUACCAGAGAAUCGAUAAUAUUUAGAGCUAAUGAAACCUCUUUGGACAGUUCUACGACUUCCAAAGAUGGAUCAGAAGUAAAAGGUUCGGACCCAAAAGCAAAGACAAUGCUCAGCAGAGGAUUGCUUGACAGGAUCCUUGACACGAAAAAAAAACUAGUAUUCCCAGCAAACUCGUUUUCAGCUCAGAUUCAAAAGGACGUUUUGGCCUUAAACUUUCUGCAAACCAUGGAAAAUAUUGGAUCGUGUAUGAAAAUACCAAUAGUUAUUCCAUACAACAGAGUGUCAGAUCUGGUAUAUUUGUACCAAUUGGAUGUGAUUCAAGACGAAACCAUGUGGUCGCCGUACGUAGAAAGUGAAUUUAUGAGAACGUUGUUCUCCCACGGGUUCAUUACAAUCGCAGUAAAAGCGAACCUGAUGGGAGUUGAAAAGGUGAUACUGUUGCCGAAGAUGCAUGACCUGAGGUGUUGCAUGAAGCCGCAGGAUAUAAUAGUGACAAGGAAGGUUAAAAGAAUAUCAAGAAAGUUGAAAAUAACAAUAAACACAAGUUUUCAAGAGGUAAUCAAGGGGAUAUCAGAUAGCCACGGAGAAGACUGGAUGUACCCUGAAAUGCAACUGGAGUUUAUGAAGAUGCACUACCUGAACGGAAUGUAUAAAACAAAUGAACGAAAGUGGUCGAACGGCACUAAUAAAAUGGAAUCGAAAACUGAUCAUGAAAACAAUGAAACUUUUCAGAAAAAUGAAAAGACAGUAGUGUCAGUAGAAGUAUGGCACGAGGAUAAGUUGGUAGCAGGAGAGAUUGGAUUCGUUAACGGGUCUAUGUAUACUAGCAUAAGCGGGUUCCAUAGAAUGAACAACGCGGGGAAUUUUCAAUUGGUAGCCCUGGCAGCUAUUUUGUAUUUCAAUGGCUUUAAGCUGUGGGACUUGGGAAUGGAAAUUCCAUAUAAAAUAGACAUGGGAGCAAAGACAGUGCCACGCAGAAAAUUCAUAAAGCAGUUAAAUGAAUUAAAAAACACAAAAGUAAAGUUUGAAAUACCGGCGAAAUAUGCUGGGAAAAGCAACGGAGAAGAGUUGAUUUCAGACUUCUUGAAAGCAGUAGGUGGUGAUAAAGUGGCAGCUGGCGGGCCUAAUAAGCCUGGUAGCGGCCAAAAGUAG